ACAGUCAAUGUAAUCGCCGCCGCGCACCGUGCAACAACGAGAUAUUGUCGAAUUUUUUUCUGAAUUCAGAAAAAUCCGUUGAUAAACAAUACAAAAUUGCAAAACAACAACAAAAAUAACGAAAAUAUAUUAUCAAAAAAAAAAUAUAUAUAUAUAGAUAUAAAAUUUUCGAACUGAACGGUGGAUGGGCGCGUUUUCGUGCGAGGUACGAGUGAGACGGGAGCAGCCGAGAAAACAAGUGUAUGAUGAUGCGGGAAAUAACGGUGCAUGGCAUCAAGUAUUAAACUAAGAUUCCGGUGCAAGCGUUUUCCUGAAUCGUUUUAAAAAUAUUCGGAAAUGUUGGCCCAAAAUCAAUCGAAAUUCGUCAAGUGAAGUGCAAAAACAGAAUCGAAACCGGUUCGCCUCCGCAAAGAGCAAACCCAAUAGCAAAACCAAAAUCAAAGCCAGCGCAAGAAUUUUUGUUGUUUGGCCAAAGUAGCGCUGCCGGCGUCGUCGUCGUCGUCGCCGUUUGGUGCGUCCGUGUGCUUGUGCGUGCGUGUGUGUGCGAGCAUCUCGGGGAAAAGAAGUGAAAAAGAGAAGCAAAGUCAACGGCAAAGGAAAAGGUACGCCAAAAACAAAAGCAGAAACCUGUUCCCUGCAACAAAAACAACGACGACGGGCUCUGCUGCCACAAAAAGUGGCACAAGUGAAAAUUCCUGCCUUCUUGUUGUUGUCUUUUAUUAUGAUUUUUUUCAAUUUUUUUUGACAAUCGCCAAAAGUGAAAAUCAAUUUGACAGAGUGCGCGCGCAUAGAGAGGAAAAGGAAGAGCAAGCGAGCGAGCGAGUCCUGUUUUUUACCCAGCCCAAAAAUUGGAGAACAAAAACCUGACGAAAAAAUACCACUAACCACUAAGAGCAACAAAAACAAAAACAGAUGUAAACCAUCGGGAGACUACAACAAAAGUAAAUAAAUUUGAGCCGGAUUCCGGGGAAAUUCGGGAAAAGCAACGAAAUCAAAGAGAGAGAGAGAGAGAGAGAGAGGUAAUUAAAUGGCAAUUUCUCAUCAAUUUCAUGGAAUAUUUCACCAAUUGUCCAGUUUGAGCUGCACUUGAUCGAACGCCUGCCUGAACAAGUGUUACAUCGGCGAGAGAGCGGAGCGAGAUCCAUGAUGUGUCACAAUCAACGGAAGAUUACUUCUACGAACUUCCACGAAAUGUCCAAACGAAACGCAUUCCACCAGCAAAAGAUACGAACCUACCGACCAAUCAAAUAAACAGCCGAGAGAGGGAGAGAUUACCAUUAAGGAAUCAUCGAAUCGAAUCGAAUCGAAUCGAAUCGAUAAAUCGUAAGCCGCAAAAAGGAAGCAGAAGCGAUAGAAAGGAAGGCGUUGUUUACACAGAAGAAUACCCUGUAGAGAAGCCCCUGCCUGCCGCACAGGGGAGCCAGUUGCGGAGAGUUGGAGAGAAAAGCCGCCAAAAUUACGACGUAUCACCCACCAACGCCCAAAGUCAAACAGAACCCGGCCAAUAUGGACGCCACGUCCGGGCCGGGGGCGUUUGACGAUGAGCCGCCGCCAGAGCCGCGCGACGGAUGGCUGCUGGUGCGCAUCCAUGUGCCGGAGCUGAACGUCUACAAGUGUCUGCAGUUCCCAUCGGAGCGUCUCGUCUGGGAUGUCAAGCAGCAGGUGCUCGCCUCGCUGCCAAAGGAACUUAAGGAGAGCUUCAACUACGGCCUCUUCGCCCCGCCCUCGAACGGGAAGGCGGGAAAGUUUCUGGAUGAAGAGCGUCGGCUGGGCGACUAUCCAUUCAACGGCCCCGUCGGCUACUUGGAGCUCAAGUACAAGCGACGCGUCUACAAAAUGCUGACCCUGGACGAGCGCCAGCUGAAGGCCCUGCACACCCGGGCCAAUCUGCGCCGAUUCCUCGAGUGCAUCAACGGGGGGCAUGUGGAGAAGAUAGCCAAGAUGUGUGCCAAGGGACUGGACCCCAACUUCCACUGCUCGGAGAGCGGCGAAACGCCGCUGAGCGUGGCCACCGGUGCCAAGAAACCGAACAAAGUGCUCAUUGCCUUGGUCAAUGGCGGGGCCCUGUUGGACUACAGGACCAAGGACGGGACCACGGCCCUGCACCGGGCUGUGGAGCACGACUCCCUGGAGGCGGUCAGUACCCUCCUGGAGCUCGGGGCCUCGCCCAACUACCGCGACGGGCGUGGGAUCACGCCCCUGUACAUCUCGAUAACCAGAAAGUGCGAAUCGAAGAUCACGGAGAGCCUGCUGCACGACCACGCGACGCUCGGUAUCCAGGAUAGCCAGGGCUGGAACGAGGUCCAUCAGGCCUGUCGGCACGGCCUGGUUCAGCACUUGGAACACCUCCUGUUCUACGGUGCUGACAUGGAUGGCCGCAAUGCGUCCGGCAAUAGUCCGCUGCAUGUGUGCGCCGUCAACAACCAAGAGGCUUGUGCCCGAAUGCUUCUCUUUCGCGGCGCCCAGCGCGGCGCCCAGAACUUUGCCAACCAAACUCCCUAUCAGGUGGCUGUCAUAGCUGGCAACUUAGAGCUGGCCGAAGUCAUUGAGAACUACAAAUCGGAGGAUAUUGUACCCUUCCGCGGACCGCCGCGCUACAAUCCGAAGCGGCGCUCGGGCAUCGGCUGGCUGAGCGCCAAUGGAGCCGCCGGGGCUGCUCUGCUGGCUGCGGCUGGCGGUGGUCUUGGUGGUGCAAUGAUCAGUGACAGUGCCCAUCCGAAUGGCAUCGGAAACGGAAACGGAAUCGGAAACGGAAACGGAACGGGCAAUGCCAGUGUUGGCGGUGGGGGUCUGAUGAUGAUGAUGAUGCAGCAUCAGAACCACCAACAGCAGCAGCAGCAGCACAACCACAAUCCCCAUCAUCUGCACCACCAGCACCAGCACCAGCUUCAGCUGCAUCAGCAUCAGCUGCAGCUGCACGGCCCGCCCUCGCCGUGCCCCUCGGAGCACAUGCUGGGCGCCUACAGUUCGGCCAGCUCCAGCCUCUCCGAGGGCUCCUCGGGACACCGUUCGCACGAGGACGACAUCAGCAUUGUCACAGACAAAUCCCUGGGCGAUACGAGCGACAUCAUCAGCGACUCGUCGGGCGUGGGAACCAACUCGGACUCGGCCGCCUGCUCGAUUGGACACCCCAGCACCACUGUCGUGUGCAUGGAGCCGUAUGUCGGCAACACAGUGGGGCACAUCCGGCUACAGCCCGGCGACGUCAUCGAAGUGGUGGGCAGCACCGACUGCGGCCUCCUCGAGGGCUAUGUGAGGGGCACCAAUCAGUCGGGUUUCUUCCCCGCCGACUGCGUCCAGGAGGUGAAUCUGCGCCAGAAGCACAUCACCAACGUGAUGACCGCCAGCACGGGCAUGCCCGCCCCCAACCAGCAGGCCCCACUGCAGCACCAGCAGCAGCAGAAACAGCAGCAGCACCACCAGCACCAGCAGCAGCAGCAGCAGCAGCCCUCCUCCUCGGCCUCCUACCAGGGAUCGCCGCAGCUCAGCCUCGGCGGGCACUCGGGCAGCUCGAGCACCCUGCUGCAGCAGCCCCACCAUUCGCCCUCGCUCUCGAUGACCAGCAACGGGUCCUGCCAGCAGCCACAGCAGUUGGCAGAGAGUAACGGGGGAGCAGGCGGUGCCCCCAUGGGCAGCCACAACAACAACAACAACUCCAUUGGACAGUACAGCAGCGCCACAGCGCCGCGCAUCAAGAAGAGCGCCUACAAUGCCCCACGUUCGGUGGUGCUGCACCGCGCCAAGCGCGGCUUCGGCUUCAUAUUACGGGGGGCCAAGGCCAGCUCCCAGCUGAUGCAGCUGCGACCCUCGGAACGUUUUCCGGCUCUGCAGUAUCUGGACGACGUGGAUCCGGGCGGAGUGGCCGACAUGGCCGGCCUGCGGCCGGGCGACUUCCUGCUGACCAUCAACGGGGAGGACGUGAGCGCCGCAUCGCACGAGCAGGUGGUGGAGAUGAUCCGCUCGGCGGGAGCCCUGGUCAACAUGACGGUGAUAUCGCCGCAGUUCCCCCACCAGAUGCAGGCCACUGUCCAGUACCUGCCCAGCGGGGCCAGGGCCGGCAGCCAGCACUUGUCGAGUGGCCCGAGCACUCCGCAGACGUCGCACCGCCAGUGCGCCACAUUGCCGCGCAAGAUGUCUAUGGGACCGGGCAGUCAUGGCGGUGGCGGCGGCGGCUCCUCGGCCGGAGGGAGUGUGCGGAUGGCACCCAUGCCACCGCGAAGGGACCCUAAGACGACGCUGAGCGUGGGACGGGCCAGGGCCAAGUCCAUGGUGGCUGGCCUCGAGAACGGCGGCGAGAAGGAGGACGAUGUGCAGCACACCAAGUCCAAUUCGGUGGAGUCCAUUGCCACGUCCAUUGCGGCGUCCGUGGCCACAAGUAACGGCAACGGCAACGGCAACAACAAUCAGACAGGACCCGGCACCCCCGUCCAGCUGCGGACGGCCAGCAUCAAGGCCCGGCCUACAUCCAGUCGAAUCACGGCCGCCGAGCUGGAGGAGCUCUUCCAGCGGCAGCAGGGCGAUGGCAGUGCCGCCAAUGCCAGCCGUUAUGCCACCAUGAUGACCAGCUCCCGGUUCCAGUCGGGCACGGACAGUGGCGCGGCCACGCCUCCCGCCACGAACGGAUCCCCCAUGAGGAGCGGACCCCUGGUCUACGGCAGUGUGGCGGAAAUGAAGCGCAAGACGGCCAGGAGCAAGCACGUAGGGAUCAUUGGCAGCGGCAGCGGCGGCACCCUGCGUGGCAAGCCAGUGGCCACGCCCACAGUGGGUGGGGCUGGGGGAGUAGGCGGCGCAGGAGGACGCGACUUGAAGCGUUUCCACUCCACGCCCGACCUGCACGGCGCCCAGCUGCACGGCUCAGUCUCGUCCAUCUGGCAGGCGGCCGGCAAGGGUCAUCACUCGCAGGACGAUGUGGCCACGCUGCACGCCUCGAUGCAGCGUCUCAACACCACGGAAGCCAAGGGGGCAGCCGGCCCAGUGCUUCCGCCACCCAAUCAUCCCCCACCGCCGCCGCCUGUCGGCCAGGUGGUCAAGGUGGAGACCCGAAGCAGCGUCUCGGAGUACGAGAGCACCAUCUCCUUGCAGCAGAAGCUGAAGAAGCGGACCGAGAACGAUGCCGUGACCAGUGCGGCCAUCGAUGGCGUCCAGAGCAGUUUCAAUCCCUCGGCCAACGCCAAGAUCUAUGCCUCGCCCCAAGAGCUGCGCAACGUGAUGGCCUGGAAGCUGCGUCAGGCGCAAGAGAAGCCGCCCCAAGAGACCUCCGCGAGCUCUCAGCAGCAACAGCAACAGCCACUGCCACAGGUACAGCCACAGGCACAGCACCAGGUCAGCCAGUAUGCAGCUCCCACACAGAUGCGUCCGCAGCAGCAACAACAGCAGCCUCAGCAGCAGCCCACUGGAACGACCUCCCACUAUGCGGCGCCUCAGGUGCAGGUGCCAGUGCAGCAACAGCAACAGCAACAGCAGCCGGAGCCCCAGUCCCCGCCUGCACCACCGCCACCACAGUCUCAGUUGCAGUCCCAGCCGGCGCCUGCUGCAGCUCAGCAAGCAGCACAGAAUGGAAAUGGGAAUGGUGGUGGUGGUGGAGGUGGAGCCCCGCCCAUCCCCGAGCCGGACUACAGCUGCAGCGAGUCGGAUGGGGAGGACGAGAACUCGAUUCUUGUGGCACGCAACACGAAGCUCAACGAGAAGAUAGCCCUGUUCGAUGUGCCCGAGACCAGCGGCAACAGUCAGGCCAGUGGCAGCAGCUCGAACUCCGGCAGUGCGUCCAUCUCACAUUCGCUGUCGGUGGAGGAAAUACAACGCAUACGCAGUAAUCUCAAGACCUCCAAGUCCUCGCCCAAUGGCUUCGCGAAGAAGCCUGACGAGGAGCAACAGAAGCAGCAGCAGCAACCACAGCCAUCUCCAGGUCCAGGUCCAGGCGAAGAUGAGUGCGACACUAGCAGUUCUGGUGUAAGCAGCGAUCAAGAUGGUCUGAUGGCCAUAGCAGGAGGAGGAGGAGGAGCUGCAGCAACAGCGGCAGUCGCCAAGCCCACUGACACUAUCAAGAAGAAGCCGACAGUGACCAUUGUGGAAGAGCCGAAGACUAUACCCGAUCAGCCCAUGGCCUCCACCAAGCCCAUGGCCAAGACAACAAUCAGCAUUGGAGCAGCAAGUGGAGGAGCCACCACCACGCUGACUGUCAAGCAGUUGGUGCAACAGCAGCACGCUCCCGUUAUACAGCAGCAUCAGCAGCAUCAGCAGCAGCAGCAGCUUAUCACCAAGCCGACAGCCACUGUGGCUACAAUGGCCAGCAACAUCAACAUGAAAUCUCUCGGCGGCAACAAUGCCACAUCAGUGAUGAGUCCACAGGUUCUGGGGCGCAUACCCAACGUGCAUCAUCAUCAGCAGCAACAGCAGCAGCAGCAGCUGCAACAGCAGGCGAAUCCCAACCAGAAAUUGAUAGCCACGCAGCAGCAGAUCUUGCAGCAACAGCAACAGCAGCUGGCCCACCAGCAACAUCUGCAGCAGAUCCUCAAGGCGAAGGCAGCCGCCGCCGGAGGAGCCAGCAACACGGCCGCCCUGGUGGCCAAGCAUCAGCAGCAGUUGCACAAGGGAAACAGCGGCCACGAGUCGGAGAUGGAGCAGCGUUCCGACCUGGAGGAUGACGACGGAGACCUGAGCCCCUCGCCGCCUGCCAAGGCCUUCCAGCGGCACAACUCGCUCACACGCAAGCAGGCGGCGGCCAUUGCCAUGCAGCGGGGCGUGACCCGCACCUCGGCCGUCUCGCUAAUGCAGUUGCCGCCGCCGCUGGAGGCCGACAGCGAUGGUGAGGUUCCGCAGCACACAUUGCAACGCCAGCAUCCCCAUCCCCACCCACACCAGCUCCAGCAGAUCCAACACCAACAACAGCAGCAGCAGAUGGCCACGCAUAUUGUGGGCGUCUUGCCCAGCGGACAGUUGGUGGCUGUUGCCUCUGCUGCUGUUGCUGGUGGUCCGGGCGGGGCGACUGUAGCGCAGCCUGGCAACAACAAUAUGCAGCUGUGCACCGAGAACUUGGUCCUGGCGCCGCCGCCGCAGUUCUGCGAUUGUAACGAUGCCAAGCACGCGCCGCAGUCGCAGCCGCAUCUGCCAGGCGGCCAGUAUCAUCCUCAGCAGCAUCAACAGCAGCAGAUUCAACAGCAACAGAUUCAACAGCAACAACUCCAACAGCAGCAACUCCAACAGCAACAACAGCUUCAACAGCAGCAACAACAACAGAUGCUGAACCACCAUCAGCGUCUGUCAGGCGGGGCUGGCGCUGGAGCCGUUGGCACUUUGGGACGAGUUCGCAUCGUUGGCACCAUGCCCAAGGCCAAUCACCAUCGGCUGCACUAGGCUGAUCUGUAAGAGCUGCACGAGCUGCGGGAAUCAAAUCUAACAUUUGCCAAAUCGUUAAGUCGUUAAUUAGAGUUAGUCAACAGUCAUUGCCAUUCACAACGAAUAGCUGCGGCUGCCUGCACCCGAGGAAAGACGCCACAAGUAGAGCAUUAAGCAACACGAAGGCAUAGAAUACAUAGCAGGCAUAGCAAUGGAUCCAUUUCAGACACAAAUCAAAUCGUUGCUACUUCUGUAUAUUCACAGCAAAUACACAACAUUCAAGUUGAAAGCGCUAAACCCACAAGAAAGUAAUUAUAAAUGCAAAUAUUGCAAAUAGAGACGGAUGUUAGGUGCGUGCAUGUGUGUCGUGUCCGAUUUGUCGAGGCAGUGCCCAUACCAGAGGGAAGCUAAACGAAACACAAUCUUAAAUUACUUUUAUUAUAUUUAUUGAGUGUGAUAUAAAUUUAUGUAGGCUGACCGAGAGCAGCAACUAAACAAAAAUAUUUCUAAUCCGACAGAAAGUGUGCGCGUUUGUAUGCAAUAUUGUAUUAUGUUAGUCACCAACACCACACCCAAAUGCCUGUUCCAACCAUUGAAAACAAACUGAAUCGAACUGAAAGUAUUCGUUCCUUUAGUUUGCUUUCGAUCUGCACAGUGUCGAUGAAAUGCCCCAAUAGAAGUAGCCACGUAUAUAUGUAUGCAUAGCCGAUUUAGCUCGUAAUAUUGAGGGGGCCGCCAGGGCAGGUUCAUUUCUUCAGUAUCCAUCCAUUGAUCAUUCGAGUUCGUGUUCGUGUUCGUAUUCGUAUUCGUGUUCGUGUUCGACUAGUGCACAAAAUAUUUAAGCGACAUUAAUAUUAUUAAUCCAAUACACAACUAGCGUAGGUUUUAUAUGCCUAAAGAACGGGAGAAUGCGAUAGACGUUGCACCGCGUAACAAUAAGAUUUGUAUUUGAGCAUUUAGCCGAAUUUCCAGUCAAGUCAAGUCAACUAAAUUAAAUACUAAACCGAUACUAAAACUUGUAAUGUUUUUAAACAUGAAUAUAACACGAUAUACCAUAGCCUCGGACAUUUUAUAAUAUAAAAAGAAGAAGAAGAAAAACAAAAACAAUUUGGAAAUCCAAAACGAAAACAAAACGUAAAUUUUUGCUAGUAAAAUUUACAGAUUUUUACUUUAAUAGAUUUUUUGUAAAAUUGUUUUUUAGAGAAACCCUUAAACUUGCCGAAGGAGGAAAGUCGCGUAUUAUAUUGAAAGAGGUUCUCACAUAUUUGCCAGCGCUUAACGCAAAUAUCGUCAUAGGCAACCCAAACUUACAGAAUGCGUUUUCACGAGUAACAAUUAUUAUAUAACUAAGGCUGAUCUUAUUGCAUAAUUCAUACUAAAACACAACCACAGAUAAAGAUACAGAUACGAUACAGGCACUGAAGCAGAAACAGAAACAGAAUUCACAGAAUCACACAUUCAUAGAUGAGACAAUUGAAUGAUAACGAAGAACUCCAAUCACCAAACAAGCGAUUGAUGCAUUUACACUGUUUAAACGAGGCUGCAGGCUCUUUGAGAUAUGCAAGAAUUGAGUGGUAAUACGAGUAUAAUGAAAUCUUUCCAAUUGGCAGGCCGCACCUUUUCCCUAGAAUCUAAGUGUUGAAAAGUUAGUACCCAUAAAGCUAAACCAUAAACAUAAUAUAACAUACAAGUAAUUAUCGGCAGAUCUAGCAUCUAACUAGAUUUUAUCACACUUUUUAGUUCUCGCAAUAGUUGCUAAUUAUUUGUAAAUUGUUUUAGUUCAAGCCCACGCCACACAUACACCCCCUUACAUACGAGUAUAUACAGAAACAUGUAUGAUUAGCCGUCAAGCUUGCUAGUUACUAAGUUAAACUGCCUGGGAUAUCCAUGUGGAUUGCUCAGUUAAGUCCUACACACGUCUAGAUACAUACAUUCUUAAACCUAUAUUAUGCGCAUUAUAUGUAAACCGAUUACGUUCAGCUGUUCAGCGUUCAAUUGCGAAUGCCGGAAGCUAUACGAGUAUAAACGAAUAUUGAAUAUGCAUACACCACAAUGAUAAUGUUAAACGAUUAAAGCACACUCCCCUACACACACCCACAUACACUUUAAAAGCAUAUAUUUAAAAUUAUGGCAAAUAUCUAUCAUAAGUCAUCAAAUAUGCAAUUAUGUAUUAUGAACAUGCGUAUGAAGAAUCAAUAAAUAUGAAUGAAAACUA
This is a messenger RNA of Drosophila miranda, 9550 nucleotides long. RefSeq names its product SH3 and multiple ankyrin repeat domains protein 1. Gene Ontology annotation, molecular function: synaptic receptor adaptor activity; ionotropic glutamate receptor binding. Lineage: Eukaryota; Metazoa; Arthropoda; Insecta; Diptera; Drosophilidae. The coding region runs from base 1507 to 7353 and encodes 1948 amino acids. The record is from RefSeq and is a predicted model, not a curated record. Gene Ontology annotation, cellular component: postsynaptic density; postsynaptic membrane; dendritic spine. The transcript is spliced from 13 exons.